Anoplophora glabripennis (Asian longhorned beetle) is the source of this 1287-nucleotide messenger RNA. Its product is annotated as glycosaminoglycan xylosylkinase homolog. Gene Ontology annotation, cellular component: Golgi apparatus. Gene Ontology annotation, biological process: protein phosphorylation. NCBI's taxonomy places the organism in Eukaryota, Metazoa, Arthropoda, Insecta, Coleoptera, Cerambycidae. The record is from RefSeq and is a predicted model, not a curated record. Bases 25 to 1287 code for a protein of 420 amino acids. The transcript is spliced from 4 exons. Gene Ontology annotation, molecular function: phosphotransferase activity, alcohol group as acceptor.
AAAAAUAUGAAAAAUUACACAUAAAUGGUUCGUAAAAGAAGUUUUGUAUUAUUGUCACUCCUAUUCUUCGUGUUAUUUAUAUUAACAACAAAUUAUUUAUUGAUAAUCUUGCCUUCGGGAAGUGAGGUUAGAAAACCGUUAACUGUAGAAGAAAAAAUUAAUUAUGAAUUAAGUAAGUUACCAGCAGAAUAUGCUAUUAAACCGCUAAUUGAAGAUACAACUGUGGACGUAUUUUUGGAAAAUUUUAAAAACAUAGUGAAAAUUGAACAAUUAGAUCUGAACCAUUUGUGGACAGAAUCUAAUUCAUGGGUGUUCAAAAGCCAACUCAUAAAUUUGACCAGUCCCAGUCUGGGGAAAUUAUUCGUUGCUUUGAAAAAAGCCAAAAUCAUCAGCGCUGAUGUAGACACUAGGGGCACACAGUUGAAAUUACUACUUACGUUAGAGGGAAACCAGCUUGUAGUUUUCAAACCGCAAUGGUACGAAAAAGAAAGAAUAAUAGAAGGGCCUGUAUAUGCAGGUAAAGAUCGUUACAGUUCUGAAAUAGUGGGUUUCUAUCUCUCGGUUAUUUUUAAAAAGCCUCUAACACCGAUGAGUGUAGCACGGCAACUUCAUUUAAAACGGGAAAUUAUACCAGUUGCCACACAGAGGCUCUCAGAUACGAUUUUUGCAAAGGACAAUAGGACCUGUUUUUAUGGGAAGUGUUAUUUUUGUAAAAAGGAAGACGCUGUUUGUUCCGAUGAAAAUUCGAUUUUAAAUGGUGCUGUGAUAUUUAACUUUAAAGCUCCUUUAAAUAAUUACAGAUCUCCAUGGCAGCGUACAUAUAAGAAAGGUAAAAAAGCCAUGUGGCAAGAAUACGGAGAAAAUUAUUGCAAGACUAUUAAAGAAAAAUUAUCCAAGAAAAGGAUAUAUGACCUAAUCGAUACCGCGAUUUUUGAUUUUUUAAUACAGAAUGGCGACAGGCACCACUAUGAAACUAUUGAUGACGCAGUAAUUUGGCUAGACAAUGGUAAAGGACUUGGAAAUCCAAAUGUGCAUCAUAUUGAUAUAUUGGCUCCAUUAUACCAGUGCUGCAUGCUGCGUAGAGAAACUUGGAAAAUAUUGUUGGGACUAACUGGUGGAAUAUUGCGUGAAAAAUUGGAAUCCAUGCCGGAUAUACAUAAUUUAAUAACAGAAGAUCACUUAAUUGCAAUCGAAAAACGACUUUUAAUCGUUUUCUCAACAAUUGAAUAUUGUAAACAUCAGAAACAAAUAGAGCAUUAUUUGUUGUACUUUUUUUUUAUUAAUUAG